AUGACGGUGAAAUUUUCUAUCUGUAUCAGCGAUGAUUCUACUCCGGACGCUCUCCACAGCGGUGACUCUACUCCGGACGGUCCAGGCAGCGGUGACCCUACUCCGGACGGUCAAGGCAGCGGUGACCCUACUCCGGACGGUCCAGGCAGCGGUGACCCUACUCCGGACGCUCUCCACAGCGGUGACCCUACUCCGGACGGUCCAGGCAGCGGUGACCCUACUCCGGACGGUCCAGGCAGCGGUGACCCUACGCCGGACGGUCCGGGCAGCGGUGACCCUACUCCGGACGGUCAAGGCAGCGGUGACCCUACUCCGGACGGUCCAGGCAGCGGUGACCCUACUCCGGACGCUCUCCACAGCGGUGACCCUACUCCGGACGGUCCAGGCAGCGGUGACCCUACUCCGGGCGGUCCAGGCAGCGGUGACCCUACUCCGGACGCUCUCCACAGCGGUGACCCUACUCCGGACGGUCCAGGCAGCGGUGACCCUACUCCGGACGGUCCAGGCAGCAGUGACCCUACGCCGGACGGUCCGGGCAGCGGUGACCCUACUCCGGACGGUCCAGGCAGCGGUGACCCUACUCCGGACGGUCCAGGCAGCGGUGACCCUACUCCGGACGGUCCAGGCAGCGGUGACUCUACUCCGGACGGUCCAGGCAGCGGUGACCUUACUCCGGACGGUCGGGCAGCGGUGACCCUACUCCGGACGGUCCAGGCAGACUGUACUCUGGAUGGAUGGGGAAGAUGUUGA
This is a messenger RNA of Pecten maximus, 750 nucleotides long. Its product is annotated as translation initiation factor IF-2-like. The transcript has a single exon. Lineage: Eukaryota; Metazoa; Mollusca; Bivalvia; Pectinida; Pectinidae. The coding region runs from base 1 to 750 and encodes 249 amino acids. The record is from RefSeq and is a predicted model, not a curated record.